Molecule: messenger RNA, 600 nt
Organism: Candidozyma duobushaemuli
Lineage: Eukaryota; Fungi; Ascomycota; Pichiomycetes; Serinales; Metschnikowiaceae
Gene: YKT6
Product: palmitoyltransferase
Exons: 1
Coding region: 1-600 (199 amino acids)
Biological process (GO): endoplasmic reticulum to Golgi vesicle-mediated transport
Cellular component (GO): Golgi apparatus; membrane
Molecular function (GO): SNAP receptor activity
Source: RefSeq, a predicted model, not a curated record
AUGAAGAUCUAUUACAUUGGCAUCUUGAAGGUCAAGGACUCCGUGGUGGAGCUUGCCGCGGCCAGAGACCUCAGCCAGUUUUCAUUUUUUGAGAGAUCCUCGGUAUCUCAGUUCAUGACAUUUUUCUCCGAGACCGUGUCCCAAAGAACCGAAGCUGGUCAGAGACAGAGUAUCGAAGAAGGCAACUACGUUGGCCACACAUAUACCAGGCUGGAGGGCUUAUCGUGUGUCGUGAUCACCGACAAGGAGUACCCUGUUAGACCUGCCUACACGUUGAUCAACAAGAUUUUGGAGGAGUACCUCUCGUUGCAUCCAGCCAACGAAUGGAGCACAAUCACCGAGCCAAGCCCUGCUUUUGCUUUCGACAAGUUGGACACCUACAUCAAGAAGUACCAGGACCCAUCGCAGGCUGACUCUAUCAUGAAGGUUCAGCAGGAGUUGGACGAGACCAAGAUCGUUUUGCACAAGACGAUCGAGUCUGUUUUGCAGAGAGGAGAGAAGUUAGACACUUUGGUGGACAAGAGUGAAGCGCUUUCGUCGUCGUCAAGAAUGUUCUACAAGCAAGCCAAGAAGACAAACUCGUGUUGUGUCAUUGUCUAG